AUGGGCUCCCGCUGGCUGCUCAUACUGAUGCUGCUUCAGGCAGUUUGGAAAGGUGCUCUGGGAAAAUCGCAUUCACUGCACACUCGAGGAAUCAUUGAAUUGGCUGGAGCUAUAUCAUGUGGCACGGGACGGUCUCCCUUGGCAUAUAUUGGCUAUGGAUGCUACUGUGGACUGGGAGGACGAGGCUGGCCUAAGGAUAAAACAGACUGGUGCUGCCACAUGCAUGACUGCUGCUAUGACAAGGCAGAGAAGGCAGGCUGCAGCCCCAAGGUGCAGCGCUACCGGUGGACGUGUGAGCAGAACACCGUGCGGUGCGGUAACCUGACAGACCAGUGUGAAAAAAUGGUGUGCCUGUGUGACCAAGAAGCAGCCAAGUGUUGGGGAGCAGCCCCAUACAACCCACACUUCAUCCUCUGGCCAGAUUUUUUAUGUGGACGGACUCAUCCCACCUGCCAUGUCAGAAAUGGGGGGCCAGAAUAGUCUUUUUAGGACCUUUCUUCCAACCCUUUGAACACAAAGGUGCUGCAAUAAAAUUCUUCCUCCUUUACCAGAGC
Corapipo altera (White-ruffed manakin) is the source of this 554-nucleotide messenger RNA. RefSeq names its product phospholipase A2-like. The transcript has 4 exons. Gene Ontology annotation, molecular function: calcium ion binding; phospholipid binding. Bases 1 to 480 code for a protein of 159 amino acids. Gene Ontology annotation, biological process: phospholipid metabolic process; arachidonate secretion; lipid catabolic process. NCBI's taxonomy places the organism in Eukaryota, Metazoa, Chordata, Aves, Passeriformes, Pipridae. The record is from RefSeq and is a predicted model, not a curated record.